AAAAUCACAGAAGUUAAAUCCAUCCUUGAAUGCCUCUAAUGAGUCCAGACGAAACGCGGAAGGUCCACUUCUCUCUGCCCGGAGAUUUAACCUUACUUCGUAUGAAGCCCGCGGGCUACGCCAAACGUUACCAGCUAUGGAUCAAGACGCCGUCCACUGUGGAAAGCAGGAGGAGGUAACUGGACUGGUAUGCCAGGAAGAUGAUCUACAAGAUGGACAGAUGAAGGAAGUAACGGUGGAGGGUCAGAAGGUGUUGUUGGUCCGUACCCAGGGUCAGUACAGUGCUAUUGGAAGCCAGUGCUCGCAUUACAAUGCUCCUCUAGUUAAAGGAGCACUGGUUGGUGACAGAAUAAGAUGUCCCUUUCAUGGCGCUUGCUUCAAUGUCAGGACCGGAGAUAUUGAAGAGUAUCCUGGCUUGGACUGUCUGCCCAGUUAUAAGGUCAAAGUUGAAGAUGGCAAAGUGUAUGUGUCCAUCGACAAAAAUUCUCUUAAACUGACCAAGCGGGUGCGGGAAAUGUGCAGCAGAGAGCCAGGCACCAACCAUAGCAUCUUACUCAUAGGCGGAGGACCUGCUGCCCUGGUGUGUGCUGAGACACUGCGACAGCAUUGCUACCAAGGUCGAAUCAUCAUCGCAACCAAAGAUACCCUGCCACCGAUUGACAAGCCCAAACUGAGCAAGGUGAUGGAUACAGACAGCAGCAGUAUCCUUCUUCGUUCAAAUGACUUUUUCCAACAGUAUGGUAUAGAAGUGUGGACAAAGAAAGAGGCGGUGUCAGUAAAUCCAGUAGAUAAGAUGGUGAAGUUCAGUGACGGCUCUCUCCAGGGUUAUGAUCAGCUUCUCAUCUCAACUGGUUGUAGGGCAAGGCCGCUGGACUGUCUGGGCCAGGACCUGAAAGGAGUGAAGUUACUGGAGAGUUAUGCAGAUGCCAAAGAGAUCUCCAGCUCCUCUGUAGGCCAGAGGGUCGUCGUUAUCGGCACUUCCUUCAUAGGUAUGGAGGUGGCCUCCUACAUGUCAGACAAAGCUGCCAGUGUGGCCAUUGUUGGAAGUUCAGCGUACCCCUAUGAACGGUCCCUGGGCUUGGAGAUUGGGAAGAUGACUUUGCAAAUGUUGGAGGAGCAUAAUGUCAAGUUCUACAUGAACACCCGUGUCACUGAGAUCAGAGGAGAGGAUGGCAAGGUGAAAGAGGUGAUACUGAGGAGUGGGGCGGUCUUGGAAGCCGAUUUGGUGAUUGCAGGAAUUGGUGUCAUCCCCAAUUCUGACUUCUUAGAGGGAAGCCAGGUGGAACUGGAUUCUAGGAAGGCCGUGAUCACUGAUAAGUUCAUGAAGACCAGUGUGUCAGAUAUUUUUGGUGCUGGUGAUGUUACCUCCUUCCCUCUAACCCUCCGUGGAGAUCAGAGGGUCAACAUUGGCCACUGGCAGAUGUCACAAGCUCACGGAAAAGCAGCAGCCUUGAACAUGCUAAACAACCCAACCAAGAUUGAUUCUGUUCCUUUCUUCUGGACCGUGCUACUAGGAAAGAGCAUCAGGUACACAGGCUAUGGGGAGGGAUACACAGAAAUUAUAUUCAAAGGCAAAGUGGAGGAAAGGAAGUUCCUAGCGUUUUAUAUAAGAGAGGAGGUGGUGGUGGCAGCAGCCAGCCUAAUGUUUGACCCUGCUGUGUCUCGGCUUGCAGAACUGAUGGCUACAGGUCCACCCAUUACAAAGACACAAGCUCUAUCUGAUGACCUGAGCUGGUUGAAAAUGUAGCUCGUGGUCUAUGGCAUCCAGAGAGGACACACUUAAAAACAAUGUCAUUUUUUUUUCUGUUUAAAAUUAUAUCACUCACACACACACACACCUUUGCUACAUCAGGCCGCUUUAAAAUGAGUUACUGUUGUUAUCCAAUCUCACUUAUACAUACAUGAACUACUGUAACCUUGCAGCAACUGAAACUUUCUUGAAUAUUUACUUGGUGAACACAAUGAGUUGUUUGGACUCCAUAUCAUGAAAAAGCAAAUUAAUUGUCUAAAUUGGCCAGAGAAGACUUAACUUGAAGCUAACUUGGCCUGCAUCCCCCCCCCCCCAUUUUCUCCCCAGUUCUAUCUGGCCAAUUACCCCACUCUUCCGAGCCAUCCUGGUCGCUACUCCACCCCCUCUGCCAAUCCGGGGAGGGCUGCAGACUACCACAUACCUCCUCUGAUACAUGUGGCGUCGCCAGCCGCUUCUUUGCACAUGACAAUGAGGAGUUUCACCAGGAGGAUGUAGCGCAUGGGAGGAUCACGCUAUUCCCCCCAGUUCCCCCUCCCCCCCAAAUAAGCGCCCGACCGACCAGAGGAGGUACUAGUGCAGCGACCAGGACACAUAACCCACAUCCGGCUUCCCACCCACAGACACGGCCAAUUGUGUCGGUAGGGACGCCCGACCAAGCCGGAGGUAACACAGGGAUUCAAACCGCUGAUCCCCGUGUUGGUAGGCAACGGAGUAGACUACUACGCUAUCCGGACGCCCGCAAAUAUGCAUUUUUAUAAAUGGCUACACAAUGUACUUCAUCAAUAUUCAAUUUAGUUUUAUGCAUUUAACCAUUGUUUUCACAUUACACAAACAUUUAUAUUACGUUUUAUCCAUCGAUGAAUGUUUCAAAAAAACUUAACUCUGCCCCGACAGCUAUAUAGUGUAAAUCACUUUUUUCUGUAAAACGCUGUUUGAAUCUUAAAAUGCCCAAGGCACAUUUACCAUGGAAGAUGAAUGGAACAUAUUUCAUUAUGGAUUUGUUGUGAUUGUUUUUUUUUUCCCAUGCUGGUGUUCCAUGUGUACCAAAAUGUUUUUGAAAUGCAUUUAGAUAAUUAUAGAACUAUAUUCCACAGAGUUAAUGCCAAGUGUCAUGUGGUGAUACUGUUGACAGAUUUACAAUUUUGUGUAGGAUAAUCUGUGGGAAUGUCAAAUGUAAUGCCACUUAUGAAACUUAACCAUCCCAAUAAAACCGUUGAUAUUUCACGAUGAUCUUAACACAAAUCAAAAUAAA
This is a messenger RNA of Lampris incognitus (smalleye Pacific opah), 3002 nucleotides long. It is a transcript of the gene aifm4, whose product is annotated as apoptosis inducing factor mitochondria associated 4. NCBI's taxonomy places the organism in Eukaryota, Metazoa, Chordata, Actinopteri, Lampriformes, Lampridae. Gene Ontology annotation, molecular function: 2 iron, 2 sulfur cluster binding; flavin adenine dinucleotide binding; oxidoreductase activity, acting on NAD(P)H. Bases 137 to 1747 code for a protein of 536 amino acids. The record is from RefSeq and is a predicted model, not a curated record. Gene Ontology annotation, cellular component: cytoplasm. The transcript has 19 exons.